GCUGGCCAGCCCAGAGGGAAGGCUGCGGCUGUCAUCUUGACUGAGCUCUGCAGAGGGUGGCUGAGCCAUCAUGGGCAAACGUGGCAGAAAGAUCUGGGGAAAAAUCACUUGAAUUUAGUGCAUGGAUGACAACGUGGGAGAAGGUGGGCUGCUGGCUUGACAGGGGAGAGUCACUCAUCUGUGGGACUGCUCGCCCACAGCGGCCACCCUGUGUGAGGUCGAGAAGGGCUGGGGUCUGGGGUGCCUCGUUACACACUCUCACUUCUCCAGCAUGGCUGUGACUGCAAGUGCUGAUCCGUGGUUUUGUUCAGCUCCGCUUCCUGCCCUUUUAUUUCUCCUGGCUGCUCCUGCUCCUGCAUCAUGCCCUGGUUUUAGAUGUGGAUGGAGGAUGUGACUGAUCACUGGCAGGGCCUUGGUAAAUCUGUCAAGGUGUUGAAGGGAGCAGUGGUAUUUGCUGGAUACCUGGAUUAGUGGUAAUGUGAAAACUCCAAGCCACAAGGCUACAGAAGGAAAUAAAGAGGUUUUUACUGUGAGGCUGCUGCCCUGGAGGCUGCGGAGGUCCUGUGCAGAGCUACGGCCACCUGGCUUGGGCAGUGUCCUGGGCCAGUCUGUUCUCCUGUUACCUUGGCUGUGCUGGGAGAUGAGACCCUUGAUCUCUAAAGACUUGAUUGAGAGCAGGACCCCAGGCUUGAGAAAAAACAAACAAACAAAACAACAAAACAUCUAGAUGCAAAAUCUUUGACUAUCUAAAAAUCUAGGGAUCUACGUUGGUAUCAACUUGAAAAAAAUUGAAAAAGUAGUGAAUUUUAAGUAGAUUUUGCAAAAGCACACUGGGUAAAGAGCAGGUAAACGAACCCAUCAGAAUUAAUUUUUAAAGUGGAAAAAAACCCUGCUGUUGAAAGAGAGAUUUAAAUUAGAAACAAGUGCUUUGAAGAAUAAGCUUCUUAUUGUAAACAAAUAAAGCUUUUGUAGAAGCAUAGAAACAGCCAUUUCUUGGUUAAUAUGCAUUCCUCAAUUAUACUUUAAUGGUAAUGAAGUGUGGUGGUUGGAAGCUAAUAGACUUGGAGGUCUGGAAAUUGUGGGCUGGCAGACUCCAGGCUAUUCUUUCUGGAUAAGUGUGUUGUGUGUCCCAGAGCCACAAAUCCUGUGAAGCAAUUUUUGCCCCAAAGAAAGAGCAGCUGAAAGAAGCAAGAUGAAGCACAAGCCUUCUUGGCAGGUUUUCAGAAGAUUAGUGAAAAUGUAUUUCUUUUAUUAGUGUUUUGCUUUCAGGGAAUGUGCUUUUUUCACAGAGAAGUAUUUACCCACAGCAUUUCAAUCAAGAUCCAUAAGACAGGACUCUAACCAUGACUGCUGUAUUGUCCACAACCCCUCUCAUGUGGUUUUUCAUGGUCUGAUUGUAGGCAUGUAAAACUCCCCUGAUAACAGAUUUAUACUUCCUGCGUGUGCUAAGGCCUGGCAAAGAGCUUUGCUUCAUUCUGCAUUUAUUCUCAACUUGCCAACUGUGGUACAUGCAUGUUCUGACUGGUUCUCACUCUUAAAGAGAGACCUUUAGUUCUGGUUGUAGCUCAAAAUUCCUAGUAGGUUUUUCCCCCAUUUUUUUUCUUUUUGUUUCACAGUAGAGGUACUUUCUAUAUAUAUAUGCUUUAUUUCUCUAGCAAGCUUUCUGACAAUUGCUCAAAAUACUCUGUAGAAGUAUCCACCCUUAUUUCAAGAUGGAAAAAGGAAAUUCAGAGGCAAGAAAAAUCCUUAGUGAUGUUAUCUAUUGCAAAUAGGUUAGAAAAAAAUGUGAGGUUAUACAUUAAAAUAGUUAGGUUUUAAACUAAAUUUGAAAGCUUAACAAAAUUUGCUUUGUGUAUUGACCAUUAGAUACUAGUAUAUCUAUUUUACAAUAAAUGUGGGCAUUAAAAAUUUAUCAGCCUUACCAUUACCCUUUAUCAGUGGCUCUCCUGGAUAUAGGUAUAAAUAGAACAUAUACAAAACAUUUCAAAAAGUCUGAGAUUUAAUAUCCACUUACAUUUGCAUGCUUGAUUUGUAUGUAUGGUUAUUGCUUUUCUAAAAGCAUUCAUGAAGAAUUUGUAGGCGCACACACAUCCACAAUUGUUUCAGAGAAUUAGAUGGAGAAUUUGUGUGUGGAUAUGUGUAUUUACAUUGCAUGGAAAAUCUUGGCCAUAGUUUAAGAUACCAUUCCUACAAAUCCUAUGAUCCAUAUUUGAUAACUGUAAUCUGAAUAAUAAGAAGGAGAGGAUAUACACCUACUAAAUAUGCUUGAGCUUCAAAAUGUAAUGGGUGGGACAGAAAAAGAGUGGUUGAUAACCAAGAGGGAGGGUUAGAGGGCGUGGAAAAAAUAAUUAUUAUAUGAAAUUUAGACUCUUACGAAAAAAACUGGUUGAGCAACCAGCCUUAAUAGCUUCCAUAGACUAUUUUCAAUAAAGACAAGCUGGUAAAAGCAGCAGUUAAAAUGUUGACAAUAAGUCAAGUUUUUAUAGCCUUGGUUCUAUUUCUUCUAAUUAUGCAAUUUGUUAAGUUGCAACGAGUACGGAGACAACUUCCUCCUGGACCAAUCCCUCUCCCAAUUCUUGGGACCUUGAUACAGCUGAACUUUCAGUUUAAUUGUGAUCUCCUCAUGAAGAUGGCAAAAAUUCACGGCAAUGUAUUCACCUUAUGGUUUGGAUGGGCCCCAGUGAUCGUACUGAAUGGAUUUCAAGCAGUUAAGGAUGGUAUGACCACCCACCCUGAAGAUGUUUCCGGGAGGCUAGUAUCUCCUUUCUUCAGAGCAAUGGCCAAAGGAAAAGGGAUUAUGUUGGCAACUGGUCACACCUGGAAGCAGCAGAGAAGGUUUGCACUGAAGACUCUACGCAACCUGGGUCUGGGGAAAAGAGGUCUGGAACAUCGAGUUCAAGAAGAGGCCCGCUACCUGGUAGAAUUCUUUGCAAGUAUGAAAGAAAAUCCCCUGGAUCCUUCUUUCCCUCUCGUUCAUUCCGUCUCAAAUGUGAUUUGUGCUGUCGUUUUUGGACAUCGCUUCUCCAGAGAGGAUGAAACCUUCCGUGAGCUGAUUAGAGCCACAGAGCAUCUAUUCAAAUUUGGAGGCAGCUUUAUUCAUCAUCUGUAUGAAAUCUUCCCCUGGCUGAUGUGCCGUCUCCCCGGUCCUCAUAAGAAGGCAUUGUCUUGCUACGAUGUCCUGAGCACUUUUACAAGGAGAGAGAUCAGAAACCACAAGGAGAGUGAGAUACCAGAUGAACCGCAGGAUUUCAUUGACUUUUACCUAGCUCACAUUGAAAAAUCCAAAGAUGAACCCAGGUCUACCUACAAUGACGAAAACAUGGUUUAUUCUAUAAAUGACCUUUUCUUGGGUGGAUCGGAGACAACAAGCACUACUUUGAACUGGGGUCUGAUCUAUAUGGUGGCAAAUCCAGACAUCCAAGAGAAAGUGCAGAAGGAGCUGGAUGCUGUUCUGGGUCCUUCCCAGUUAAUCUGCUACGAGGAUCGGAGAAAACUGCCCUACACAAAUGCCGUGGUUCAUGAGAUCCAGCGCUUCAGCAAUAUCAUUUCGGUUGGCAUGCCCAGAGUCUGUGUGAGGAACACAACAUUGCUGGGUUUUCCCCUCAAAAAGGGCAGCAUAGUUCUUCCAAAUAUUGCUUCUUCUUUGUAUGACCCUGAGCACUGGGAAACACCUCGACAGUUCAACCCUGGCCAUUUCUUGGAUAAGGAUGGAAACUUUGAGAGCCAAGAAGCCUUUUUACCAUUCUCAAUAGGGCACCGAGUGUGUUUGGGGGAGCACCUAGCAAGGACCGAGCUCUUCAUUUUCUUUGCCAACCUGCUGCGGGCGUUCACCUUCCGGCUUCCCGAGGGGGUGACAAAGAUCAACACAGAGCCCAUUCUGGGGGGCACGCUGCAGCCCCACCCAUACAAGGUCUGUGCCAUUCCACGCUAGGCUGCAGCACACCACAGACAACCUGCUAAGCAAUCUUACUUUUGUGAAUAUGUUACAUGAGACCAUGGUCUCAUAUAACAUGUAAUUUUUUCUGGCUCCAGAAGUGCCCCCUUUGUCUACAGCAGAUGAUUUUUUUCAGACCUGUUACGUGUUCUUGAAGAUGAUCUCUUUUUUAAUUGAAAUUAUUCUUUUGCUCUGGAGCACACCAUUGUUCUCAGCCUUGAAGACAUCAUGAAGUGUUGCUGUCCAUAUAGGCAGAUUUACAGACGUACACUGGUGAGCAAAUGAUAAAACUGACUGCAGACUUCGAAAAUUAAAUUGUUAGCACUGAGUUAUCCUGUUGUUAAAACCAAUGUAGUCUGGAAAACCAUAUGUGGAAAAUGCUGUCUCUUCAUAUUACUAUCAUCAUUCAUAACAUGUUGGUCAACUUUUUGUUGAUGGUCACUAAUAAAGAAUAAGAAGGAAAAAAA
Oxyura jamaicensis (ruddy duck) is the source of this 4401-nucleotide messenger RNA. RefSeq names its product cytochrome P450 2J6-like. NCBI's taxonomy places the organism in Eukaryota, Metazoa, Chordata, Aves, Anseriformes, Anatidae. Bases 2459 to 3931 code for a protein of 490 amino acids. Gene Ontology annotation, biological process: xenobiotic metabolic process; arachidonate metabolic process. Gene Ontology annotation, molecular function: heme binding; iron ion binding; oxidoreductase activity, acting on paired donors, with incorporation or reduction of molecular oxygen, reduced flavin or flavoprotein as one donor, and incorporation of one atom of oxygen. The record is from RefSeq and is a predicted model, not a curated record. The transcript is spliced from 9 exons. Gene Ontology annotation, cellular component: cytoplasm; intracellular membrane-bounded organelle.